This is a messenger RNA of Rattus rattus (black rat), 775 nucleotides long. It is a transcript of the gene Timm10, whose product is annotated as translocase of inner mitochondrial membrane 10. Gene Ontology annotation, biological process: protein insertion into mitochondrial inner membrane. NCBI's taxonomy places the organism in Eukaryota, Metazoa, Chordata, Mammalia, Rodentia, Muridae. Gene Ontology annotation, cellular component: mitochondrial inner membrane. Bases 283 to 555 code for a protein of 90 amino acids. The record is from RefSeq and is a predicted model, not a curated record. The transcript is spliced from 4 exons.
GAGGUUAGACUUCCUUCCGGAAGUGACCCACGUGCUUCUUAUUUCGCCUAUCUUGGUACCCGGUAACUUUUUAAUAUUGACCCGAAGUUGGGGGCGUUGCGGGAGCUGUGACCUGCCCCAGGCCGUGGAGUGAUUUCGAGAUACUGAGACCUCUCGGUUUCCAGCUCCGAGCCCCAUGACAUCUUGAGUGACCUUGAACUGGACACUGUCCCCUUUAAGGGCCUCAUUUCCACUUCUGGACUAAAGACCAGGAGGCUAUUCUCUCCACGGUGCUAAGUUGACAUGGAUCCGCUCAGAGCCCAGCAACUGGCAGCGGAGCUGGAGGUGGAGAUGAUGGCCGACAUGUACAACAGAAUGACCAGUGCCUGCCACCGGAAGUGCGUGCCUCCCCACUACAAGGAGGCAGAGCUGUCCAAAGGCGAGUCUGUGUGUCUGGACCGAUGCGUAUCCAAGUACUUGGACAUCCAUGAGAGGAUGGGAAAAAAGUUGACAGAGUUGUCUAUGCAGGAUGAAGAGCUGAUGAAGCGGGUACAGCAGAGCUCUGGGCCUGCAUGAGGCCCUGGGCCAUGUACACCCGUGGUGCACCUUGCCACCUCUGAUUAAAGUGUCCCUAAUGGAUGUCACAUGUGAAAACUGUCAUACUUAGGCCCUUGAGCAUCUCCAGGAGCCUGCGUGUGGUAGAGCUCUCCUGGCUAAGGAAGGGGACUUGUCAUGCUGGUUUGUGACUGUGAAUGUGUGUAUAUGUAUAUAUCAUAUUAAAACAAAUUUGUGCAAA